Molecule: messenger RNA, 1467 nt
Organism: Knipowitschia caucasica
Lineage: Eukaryota; Metazoa; Chordata; Actinopteri; Gobiiformes; Gobiidae
Source: the annotation of a GenBank genome assembly
AUGACGGAACAGCUUCACCUGACCUCCACCCUCAGCUUCUGUCCUCUUCACCUGACCUCCACCUUUACCUUCUACAGCAGAACAGCUUCACCUGACCUCCACCCUUACCUUCUGUCCAUCUGUAUGCACGGCGGCUCCUUCACGGGGAACAGACUGCGAGGGAAGCGGGCCAAGUGGAAGAGUAUGGAGCUGGAGCUGAAGCUGAAGCUGAAGCUGAAGCUGGAGCUGGAGCUGGAGCUGGAGCCUCUUUAUGAUGCAGGGCGCUUGCCGUGUUCCAGGAAAAGGAUUAGCGAGGUGUACCAUGGUUCUGGCAGCGCUCCCGCUCACCCCCCGUCCGCACCGCCCUACGCCCUCCUCCCCCCUGCAUCAUCUCCCCCCCCGCCCCCGCCUCCACAUUUCGCAUCCCCCGCCCCCUCUACCCCCCCACCCUCUCUCCCCACCCUCCCGCCCCCGCCCCACGGACCACCCUCUCCCCCUUCCCCCCUGCCCCUCCAACUCCUCUACCCCCUCCCCCUCCCCCCUUACCUCCCUCCGCCUACCAUCUCCCCGGUCCUCUGCCCCCCCCGACCCCCCACCCCACGCCCCGUCCCUACCCCCCCCCUGCUCGGCCCCCCCCCCCCCCCCUUCUCCCCCUCCCCCCCACCCUUCCCCCCUCCCUCCCCCCCUCUCCCCCCCUCUCCUCCCCCCCCCCUCACCGUCGGUCUUCCCCCCCCCCCCCCCCCCCCUCCUCCUUACUCCGUUUCCGCCACCCCCCCGCUCGGCCCCCCUGCCCCCUCCCACUCAGCUACCGCCCUCUCCUCCCCCUCCCCCGCUCCCCCCGUACCCUCCCCCCUCCUCUCCUCCCCGCCUCCCCCUUCUACCCCCCCCCACCCGUCGCCCCCCGCCUCUGCCCCCCCCCCACCCCCUUCCCCCCCCAUCCCGUCCCUCCUUCCCCUCCCCCUCGGCCCCCCCCCCACCUCCCCCCCCCCCCCCACCCCCCCCCCUCCGCCCCCCCCUCCCUCGUCACCUCCCCAUACAUUCUCCACCCUCCCCCCCCUCCCGCCGCCCCAGCCCCCCGCCCCCCCCCGUAUCCCAGCACACCCCCUCCCCCCCUCCAUGCCCUGCCUGCCCCCCCCCCCCUCCACCCCUUUCCCCCCCCCCCGCGCCUCCCCUCCACCCCCCCCCCCGCCCCGCGCUCCCUCCCGCGAUCCCGUCCCCCCCUACCCCCACCCCCGUCUCCUCCUCCCCACGCGCCCCCUCGUCCCCCCCCCUCCCCGGGGCGUCCCCCCCCCCUGCGCUCCCCCCACCCCCACCUCCUACCCCCCCCCCCCCGCUCCCCGCCCCCCACGCCCCAUCCCUUCGCCCCCACCCCUCCGCCCCUAUCCCUCCACCCCACCUCCCCCACCCACUCCCUUCCCACCCCCCUCCUCCCCCCCACCUCCCUCCACCCCCCCCCCCGGCCCACCCGUCACACUAACGCCUUCCUAG